AUGACGGCGUCGCCGCCAGCGUCGCCUACGGGCGCAGGGCCCCAGAGACCUUUUAGCGCCCUGAUGCGCACUCCGAGGAGCAACAGCCGUUUGAGCAUGAGCAGUAAACAUGGGGGAAGCAGGGCCUCUGACGAGGAUGGGAAAACCGCGGUCAAAGUUGCUGUUCGUGUCCGCCCGCCUCUGAAGCCCACGGAUCCCGGCUAUGAAUUGAUCCCGCAGCGAUUCCAGCGUACCAUGGCCCACGUCACAUCACCCACAAGUUUAGCCGUCGAUGUACCCCAGGGCCGCAAGUUGUUCGUCUUCGAUCGCGUUUUCGCCGAAACAGUCGACCAAGAAGGCAUCUGGGAUUACCUCAGCGACAGCGUUGGUUCUUUCCUGCAGGGUUACAAUGUCUCUAUUUUGGCGUACGGCCAGUCGGGCGCUGGUAAAUCCUACACAAUGGGAACAGCAGGCCCAAAUGAGCAGGAUGCGGAGUCAACGGGUAUCAUCCCGCGCGCUGCUCAACACUUGUUUGAGAAACUGGAAGGCCCGAAGCAUUCUCGCAACAGUUCCACCGGUCUCCGUACACCCUCGCGUUAUUCGGUCAGCUCCACAUCUAGCUUUGGAAAGUCGAGUAUAGAUAAGAACUGGCAGUUGAAAGCUACCUAUGUCGAGAUUUACAAUGAACAGUUGAGAGAUUUACUCCUGCCCGACUCCGUAGCCGCGGCGGACCGGAGCACCGUCACCAUUCGCGAAGAUACCAAGGGCCGCAUUAUUUUAACCGGCCUGCACCAGGUCAACAUCAAUUCGUUCGAUGACCUUAUCGGCGCCCUCAACUUCGGUUCCUCCAUUCGUCAAACUGAUUCCACUGCCAUCAACGCCAAGUCGUCGCGAUCCCACGCUGUUUUUAGUUUGAACCUGGUUCAACGAAAGUCCGCCAAUGGUACUAUCACGUCACCGAAAGACAAGCGCAUGUCGAUGCCGGCAGAUCUCUCUAGCAACGAUCAAUUCAUAACUGUCGACAGCAAGCUGCAUUUUGUCGAUUUGGCAGGAAGUGAGCGUUUGAAGAACACCGGGGCCUCCGGCGAGCGAGCUCGCGAAGGUAUUUCGAUCAACGCUGGUCUUGCCGCACUCGGAAAGGUCAUCUCGCAACUGUCUUCUCGCCAAGCCGGGUCUCACGUUUCGUACCGUGACUCCAAGCUUACUCGACUACUGCAGGACUCACUAGGUGGAAAUGCGUACACGUACAUGAUCGCCUGUGUUACACCAGCCGAGUUUCACCUCAGUGAAACCUUGAACACCGUCCAGUAUGCGCAGCGAGCGAGAGCCAUUCAAAGCAAGCCUCGCAUCCAGCAGGUUGCGGAUGAGAGUGACAAGCAUGCUGUGAUUGAGAGAUUAAAAGCCGAGGUUGCCUUUCUACGGCAGCAACUGCGCAACGCGGAGGAUAAUGACCGGCGGACUGUCGCUCCCCAGGAACGCACCGAACGCCAGAACGAGCGGGAGAUUGAACUCCAAAACCAGCUACUUGAUGUCCAAGAGGGCUACAACGCGCUGAGCCAACGACAUGCCAAGCUAAUUUCCGAGCUCGCAAGGGAUUCCCAGCCUGCAGAAGGUGAUAGUGAGACUGCGGUGGGGAACUCUGUCGAGAGGCUCAAGCGGUCGCACUCGUUUGCGCAGUCGGUUGAACAGGUCGUGCUCGAGUACGAAAAGACAAUUCAGAGUCUUGAGUCUUCGCUUUCAAACACUCGAGCUUCCUUGGCCACCACGGAAAGUACCCUCCUUGAACGCGAGACCAAGUGCACUUACGUGGAGACCGUGAACUCGCAGCUUCAAGCCCGCAUCCAGAAGCUCAUAGACAGGGAGGCAAGCACGGAGACUUAUCUACACGAGCUAGAGUCUAAAAUUGACGGUCAAACCUCUGGCGAAGAGCAGCACGCGGCAAUGGUGGCGGAGCUCCGCAAAGAGCUCACCCGCGCUCGCGAGAGCGAGGCUAGCUGCGAAGACUAUAUUUCUACCUUGGAAGAGCGAUUAGCUGAAGCCGACCAAGAUAUGGAGCUCAUGCAGCGAGAGAUUGACCGCCUGGAGCAUGUCGUGGAUCGUCAACGAAGCCUCGGAAAACUGGAUAAUCUUCUUUAUGAACUGGACCACAUUCAGCAGAAUGGCAAGAAGGAGGAUGAAAGCCCCGAGCAGCCUGAACAGAGCUCAACUCCGCCGGGAGCCUACCAACCCCGUAAACGAGGUUUGUCUCUUGACGUACUUACCGAAGCUGCCGAAACCGCUAUUCCUGAUUCUGACGAGGGUCUCUCUGACCCGAUCCCCGAGGAGGACGAGGACCAGGCCGCGGCCAGCGAGCCGGCGACGAAACAGGGUGAAUCCGACUUGAAGGUCCUUGAAAAUGCCACUAGUCGCCUCCAAUCACUCCACGAUUCACAGCCGCUCAGUCCCACUCAAAUGCGGGUUGUCUCUGAUAAACUGGAGACCGUCAGCCAGGAGCUCUUUGAUCUGCGCAUGCAGCACGAGACAACGCUCAAUGACUACGAAGCCCUUGAGGCCAAGUACGAGGAAGCCAUGCGAGCCAUGGCCGAGCUUCGGCAAGACGCCGCGGACGAGGCCCGCCACUCUGCCUCCCCCCAAAACAUCACUAUCUCUCGCCCGAUUUCUUUUUUAGAGGAUCCCAAGGCCCCCGCGUCGAAGACUGGAACACAACACUCCUUCUCGCAAUCACUCUCAUCGGAGUUAUCCUUGGCCGGGGAGCCUGCGACUUCGCGAGACUCAUAUAAUGUGAACACCCCUCAAACAACGGUGGGUUCGCAGGACGGAAACCUGUCGAACGGCGCUGACGACGAGCACAUGCGCAAACUCCUCUUGGAGCAUCAAGAGAGCGUGAACACAAUGAAGCAAAAGUACGAUGAGCUCCAGGCGGAGCACGAAGACACCUUGACCUUGAUUGAGUCGCUCAAGGCCGAGUUACAGAGGUCAAGAUCUUCAUCGCCGCCGGCCACGCCUGGCUUUAACGUCAUCCGCAGGAAGACCAGCCAGAGCAUUAUGUCUAACCUUGACCGCGCUCAUCGUUCGAUAAAUGGAUUACGCACUAUCGCUGCCGAGGAGUUUGUUUCCCAGCCUGAUACCAUGCAGAACUUUGAACUCCAUCUCGACGGCGCAAUGCACGAGCUCCAUGUUCGCAUGGAGCGUAUCCAGCAACUCGAGGCAGAGAAUCAGAGCGUUAAGAAGGAAAUGGAGACGAAAUCAACUAUCAUUUCCGGACUCACUCGCGAACGUUCUAGCUUGCAAGGAGCGUCUCCGGUCGAUCGAGGUCUUGUGAACCAGUUGAGAGACCAGGUUGUUCAGCAGGAGAACACCCUCGUCCAAAUGAAGGAAGCUCAUGAUAUGAGGGAGAAGGUCCUUCUUGAGGAAAUUGAGGAACUCAAGGCCAUCUUGAAGACUCAGGAGGAGGCCGCCAAGGCCCAGGAUGUCCACGUGGAGGAGCAGGAGAGGAAGAUUACUCAUCUCGAGGGUGAGCUGACGGAGUGGAAGAGUAAGCACCAGACCGCUAUUGAGUCUUUGCAGUCGUCCGAGAAUCAGCUCAAGUUUACCCUGGAGGAGUUGAACAGCGCACUCGCCACGAUUGACACCAUGGGCUCUGAUGGUGCUACCCGUGACGCCUCGGAUAAGGAGGCUACAGCUUCCGAGCUGGAGAGUGAGCGUGCCCGACAGAAGCAGGUUGUGGAAGAAUUGACCCGCAAGAUUGAAGAGCACGAAAGCACGGCUGCUACCCACCUUGAGAAAAUCGCGUCCCUUGAGAAGUUGCAAGAGGCGCAAAAGCACGCGACUGACUCUGCAUCGACAUCGACCGAGGUUGAAGUCCGCCAGGCUCGUAUCAACGAGCUGGAGCAGGAAAUCGGCAGCCACAAAGACCUCGUCGAGUCGUACAAGAAAGACCUGGAGUCUUUGCAGCAGUCUCACAAACAUGAAUUGGAGGAGCUCGAAGCCCGAGCAAAGGCUGCAGCUGACGCAGAACACGACCUGCGCCUUGCGGAGCAGAAUAACCAGCACGAAGAGGCUAUGAAGGCUCUACGAACUGAGAUCUCUGAAUCUCGAGACGAGCUGGUCAAGUUGCUCAGCAUGGUCUCCAAACUCAUCAAGUCUGAUGUUACCACAGACAACCUGGCUGAUCAAAUCCAAGACAUCUUGAUGCAAAAGCAGCACUUUUCUGACAAGUAUGCCGAGAUGUUGGACGCGAACGAGGAUCUCCGCACGCAGAUUGAAGCCAGACAGAAUGAUGCCAGCCGCGUGGACGAGCUCAACAAGGCGAUCUCAGUCAAGGAUGGCAAGGUUAACGAACUUGCUCUGCUUGUUGCUACUUUGGAGGACACUCUCCUGCAGCGUGAAGAGCAGAUCAAGAAGAAGGAGGCUUUGGUCGCGGAAGCCCUGGCCGAGAAGCAGAAGAGCGCUCGCCUGGUGGAGGAGCUCGAGGACCAGAUCACCAACAGCUUCGACCAGCACAACAACCGCCUCUCUGUUAUUCAGCAAGAGCGCGACCAGGCUUUGGAAGACGCCAAAGCUAAAAUUAUAGUCUACGAGAAAGACAUUGAGACUUACCGUGUGCGCAUUGAGCAGCUCGAGCUGCAAAUCAAGAACCAAGACCCCUCGCACGACCGCAGCAGCUCUCUUACAUCCAACCUCCGCAAGAGCUCUUCGGCCGCCUCCCUUCCCUCACCCCCGCCAGCCAUUCCCCUUCCACCUCUUCCCACCAUUGCCGCUGGGGCUAACGGCGCCUCUUCUCCACCAAGCUCUCGGCACACUAGCAAAGAGCUGGUGGGCAGCCAGGUCGUCGAAGAGCAGGAGGCUCGCAUCCGCACUAUUGAGAAGCACCUUAACGCUGAGAAGCAGCUCACUGCCACCUUGGAGGAGGCUCUCGGCGACCUGGAAGCGCAGAGCAACAAGGUCAAGUCGGACUGCGAGGCUUGGAAGAAGAAGGCUUGGCAGUUGGAAGAGGAGCUGACCACCCUCCGCAAGGAGCGCAACUCUCAACGUCUCUCCCUCCAGGCGGUCGAGGAGGAGAGGAGCGCCCGCCGCGAGGCCGAAGCCGCGCGCGCCCAGCUCGAGGAGCGCAUGGCUGCCCUGAACAAGAAAAAGAAGAAGAGCACGCUGAACUGCUUCUAA
Aspergillus mulundensis is the source of this 5142-nucleotide messenger RNA. Its product is annotated as kinesin family protein. Gene Ontology annotation, molecular function: microtubule binding; microtubule motor activity; ATP binding. Bases 1 to 5142 code for a protein of 1713 amino acids. Gene Ontology annotation, biological process: mitotic spindle organization; microtubule-based movement. NCBI's taxonomy places the organism in Eukaryota, Fungi, Ascomycota, Eurotiomycetes, Eurotiales, Aspergillaceae. The transcript is spliced from 5 exons. The record is from RefSeq and is a predicted model, not a curated record.